Molecule: messenger RNA, 492 nt
Organism: Peromyscus maniculatus bairdii (prairie deer mouse)
Lineage: Eukaryota; Metazoa; Chordata; Mammalia; Rodentia; Cricetidae
Source: RefSeq, a predicted model, not a curated record
AUGGCGCAAUGGAUAGUGCCUUUGCGACACAAGGAUGAGGACCAGAGUUCAGAUCUUCAAAGCCCAUGCUGCCUGCCUAUAACCUCUCAGGGGCCGGAAUGGGAGAUUCCCUGGAAAAGCUAUGCUAGUAGAAUCUGGAGCUUUACAUUCAGGUUGUUCUGCAGAAACCUUCUGGUGUGUGUCAUCUUAUUCUACACUGUUUACUACCCAUCACUGAGCAUGUGUUGCCACUCAAGGGAGGUGUGGGAACUGGAUGUCCUGGCACCAUUUGACUUCAAAACACGUCCUUCAUGGCUCAACACAAAUUAUAAAGUCCUCUUAGUCUCAACAGAAGUCACCUACUUGGUUUGUGGAUUGCUUUUUGCUCUGAUUGCAUAAGAAUGGGUUUGGGAUUAUGUGAUUUCCAUGACUAUACUUCCUGUACUCAUCACAUCAGCUGAUACAUUGGCAUUCCCCUUGACGUCACAUUGGUGGGCUGCUUUAGGUACAUGA